Molecule: messenger RNA, 294 nt
Organism: Alternaria burnsii
Lineage: Eukaryota; Fungi; Ascomycota; Dothideomycetes; Pleosporales; Pleosporaceae
Exons: 2
Coding region: 1-294 (97 amino acids)
Source: RefSeq, a predicted model, not a curated record
AUGGCUGCUACUGCCACUGUCUUACUGAUGGCGAGCAAGCACAAAGCCGACUCCUCGUCUUCUCCAGAAGACGCGAAUACGCACAUCGACCGCAACUCUGUCAUCGCAUUGUCAGUUUUUCUCUUCCUGGUCCUUGUAGCCAUCGCAUGGUACCUGCGCCUCCACUAUACGCACAAGCGACAAGCAGACUUAGAGCAGCAGUCGCGAUCCGCACAAGGUCGUCUCGAUCCAACAAUAGAGAGGGUUACAUGGAGCAGACAAUGCAAUUCUUAUGGUGAGGAGAUUGGCAGAUAG